CUGAACCGUCAGUGAUGUGAGCCACUACUUUACAGCAGCUCAGCUGGACUCUGAUCUCACCAUGUUUAUCCACUGUGAGCUGAUAAUACUGAUACUUGUGCUGACUCUUCAUGGUCAAGUUCAUACAGGGGAAAUCUUUGGAGGUCACGAGGCCAAGCCACAUAGCCGGCCUUACAUGGUGUUCUUGGAGCGGAAAAUGCCGGAUGGUCAAAAUAAAUUCUGUGGUGGCUUCCUUCUGAACGAGGAUUUUGUGAUGACUGCAGCCCACUGCCAAGCCAGCUCCAGCACAGUUUUACUGGGAGUUCACAAUGUCCGUAACAAAACUGAAAUACAGAGUAUAUCUGUGGAACAAUCAUUUCCACGCAAAGACUACAACGCAACUGAUUUCAAAAAUGACAUAAUGCUUCUCAAGUUGAGCUCCAAGGCGAAAUUCACCAAAAAUGUGCAACCCAUUGCUCUGGCGGAUCAAGGUGGUGGCCCUCGAUGGCUCCCGAAAUCCUGUAUCGUCUCCGGCUGGGGAAAAACAGACCAGAAAUUAAAAUAUAAGUCUGUUGUUCUCAUGGAAGUCAACGUAACAUUAGUUGACAAUGAGCAGUGUGCUCAGAACAACGUGUACUGCUCUGAGGGAGAGACUGGGCCGGAUAUGGGAGACUCUGGUGGUCCACUGGUCUGUGAGGAUGGAAAGGCGUACGGGUUGGUGUCCACCAAAUUCAAACCAAGCUCAGGUGGGCCGGACAUGUAUUUUUUCGCUAAGAUCCCUGACUACAAAAGCUGGAUCAAAUUGACUAUGACAAAAGCAUAAAAAAGCUCUGGUAAAUGUGACACCUACAUGAUCAAAUCACAACAUUUGAAUUGACUGUUUGUAUAAGAGAGCUGAUAAUUAAGAUGCUAAUAUCACAACUUGUUCCAUAGCAAUGAGACUUGCUUGUUUUACACAGAUUUAAUGAAAAUGUUUAGUCAAAUCACUGAAAAUGUAUGAAUGUGAUUUAUUUCAUUCAAGUGACAUGUUUUGGCUUGUUAUGACACAGCUGCUUUUUUCUGCUGCUGGGGCGAUGAAAUUGAAGUUAAACAAAGCACAUGCAGGUUUUUUCAAGGCUAGACUUGGGCACACAAAUUAAGUCCAGCUUAGAAUCAGAGAAAUAGGUGUAGACUCCAUGCAUCCUGCUCUUACAGUAUAUACAUUACUGCUUUGUGCAUCUUCUUUUUGACUCGAUCAAAUGAGAAGUUUCUUUUUAAACAAUAAACUGCUUCUCUCUCAUUA
Sebastes umbrosus (honeycomb rockfish) is the source of this 1261-nucleotide messenger RNA. RefSeq names its product granzyme E-like. The coding region runs from base 62 to 802 and encodes 246 amino acids. The transcript has 5 exons. Lineage: Eukaryota; Metazoa; Chordata; Actinopteri; Perciformes; Sebastidae. Gene Ontology annotation, molecular function: serine-type endopeptidase activity. The record is from RefSeq and is a predicted model, not a curated record. Gene Ontology annotation, biological process: proteolysis.